UGGCCAAAAAAUGGGUACAUUGAUUACAUUACAGAAUAGGAGGGGGAAAAAAACCUCGCAGACGCGCACAUAAAGCAUCAGAGCUUCGCCACGAAGAAGAGAGCUCGGAAUCUUCUCUUCACUCGCACAGUCCAAACAACCCCAAGCAUUAUGGGCUAUGAGGCUGAUUCAGAGAGAACUCUGUACCCCUACGUAACGGGAUCAUCAGUGGUUGCCAUCAAAUAUAAAGAUGGCAUUCUUAUGGCUGCUGAUAUGGGAGGUUCAUACGGGUCUACGUUGCGAUACAAGAGUAUUGAGCGCUUGAAAACUAUUGGAAAACAUACUCUUCUUGGUGCCAGUGGGGAAAUUAGUGAUUUUCAGGAGAUUAUUCGCUACCUUGAUGAACUCAUCCUUUAUGACAACAUGUGGGAUGAUGGGAAUUCUCUAGGUCCUAAGGAGGUGCACAACUACUUGACCCGUGUGAUGUAUAAUAGACGUAACAAAUUUAAUCCAUUGUGGAACUCACUUGUUAUUGGUGGUGUGAAAAACGGGCAGAAGUACCUAGGCAUGGUUAACAUGAUUGGCAUUAAUUUUGAUGACAACCAUGUAGCAACUGGGCUUGGGAACCACCUUGCAAGGCCAAUUCUUCGUGAUGAAUGGAAUGAAAAUUUGACCUUUGAAGAAGGUGUCAAGUUGCUGGAAAAGUGCAUGCGAGUGCUUUUAUAUCGUGAUAGGUCUGCAGUGAACAAGAUUCAGAUAGCUAGAAUUACUGAAGAAGGAACAACUCUUUACCCACCAUUCUCCUUGAAAACAUUCUGGGAGUUCUCUGGUUUCAGGAACCCUGCGGCUGGUGCUGUGGGUUCAUGGUAGCUGACUCGCCGCCUUCAUUACUUCCAUGGAACAUUCUGACGAGUCUUGCGUUGAAUGGAUAUAAGAUUAUUGAUCUUUGUUUUAUCGUACGACUCAGCUACUUACGGAGAAAGCUGCUGCUUUUUUUCUUGUAUGGAGGUUUUUAUCUUUUAAAUUUGGGUUUCGCUCCAGUUAACAUCUAAAUGGACUUUGCCCUGUUCUACUCUGUUUUCAUGAUGGAUGAGCGCUGAUAGAGACGAGAACCGAUGGGGCAGGAUAUGGUAUUGCUCGGCCUUAAAAAAUAUUUUCAUACUUGGAACUAAUCCUUUCCGCGGAACAAUUUGAGGGCUGAGAUUCAUUGUCGUUUCGUUAUCAGAUCCAAAACCAAUUUAUGGAUUUAGAAUUGGCCAAAUUUGUUGGUGAACAAAUGAUAGCUGAUAUCUAUUUGGGAGAAUUAACUGUCUCAUCCUUGUAGUUUUGCCGAGUUUGUAAUUCAGUCUACGCGAUUCAGUUCUUAUGUUCAA
Molecule: messenger RNA, 1352 nt
Organism: Prosopis cineraria
Lineage: Eukaryota; Viridiplantae; Streptophyta; Magnoliopsida; Fabales; Fabaceae
Product: proteasome subunit beta type-4-like
Exons: 6
Coding region: 151-849 (232 amino acids)
Cellular component (GO): proteasome core complex; nucleus; proteasome core complex, beta-subunit complex
Source: RefSeq, a predicted model, not a curated record